AUGGGACCAUUAAAACCUCCAGGACCAUUUCCAAAAGACCCUCAUCAGAGCAACAAGAGUUUUUCUGAAUCAUAUUAUAUUUUUCAAACUAAAUAUGGACCAGUUAACCGUUUUUGGCUGUGUUAUUCCCCAUUGCUAGAUGCAACCUAUUGUCAACCGUUUUGGUUGUUUUCUUUGCAAAGAAGUACUUGGUGUACGGGUCUUCGAGACUGGAAGUAUUUAUCAGAAGGAAUUAAGGAACAUGGUUUUUCGAAAAACCAUAUUGAGGCAUGUGCUGUAUACGAAAUGUGGCAAAAAAAUAUAAAUAUUGACAAGGAUCUUGAAAAUCAAAUUCGUAAAGAAGCAUCAUUUUGGAGAAUGGUUCAUCAAAGGUUAUUUGAUAUUAUAAUUACUCUUGCAACUAAUUCUUUGGCAUUAAGAGGACAUCGAGAGGAUUUAAGUCUAGAAGGAUAUCACGGCAAUUUUUUAUCAAUUGUACAACUUGUCUCCAGAUAUGAUCAAGUCCUAAAUCAAGUUUUGGAAAUGCCAAAAGGAUCAACGAGGUAUCUCAGUCCAACCGUUCAAAAUGAAAUGAUUGAGUGUAUAGGUAAGACACUUGAAGGCCAUUUAUUGGAAAACAUUAGAGCAUCGCCAUUUUUCGCUAUUAUUAUGGAUACCACGCAAGAUUUAGCAAAAGUAGAUCAACUGAGCAUUGUUGUAAGGUACGCAGCAAUAUCCAGGUCUGAAAAUGGGCAGCCAGUCGAUAUAAAAGUAAAAGAAGUGUUUCUCGGUUUUUAUGCUGUCACUAAGCAUAGUGCUGUAGAUUUAGUUAAACAGGUGAUUACAUUAUUUUCCCAUAAAAAUCUUGAUUUAAAAAAGUGUGUAGGCCAAGGUUAUGAUGGGGCAAGUGUAAUGAGUGCUUUUAACUCAAAAAAUGUUGACGAACGCAAUGAAGCAGAUAAUAUUAAAAAAAAAUUGUUUAAAUUUGAAUUUGUGUUGCUUUGUGAAUUCAUGUACUAUGUUUUAAACAACAUAAAUUAUGCAUCCAAAAUUUUACAAAAAGUUGAUAUCGAUUUAGAUCAAGCAAGUAACGUUUUAGAAGAGACUAAAGACUAA
Melanaphis sacchari is the source of this 1095-nucleotide messenger RNA. RefSeq names its product zinc finger MYM-type protein 1-like. Lineage: Eukaryota; Metazoa; Arthropoda; Insecta; Hemiptera; Aphididae. The transcript has 3 exons. The record is from RefSeq and is a predicted model, not a curated record. The coding region runs from base 1 to 1095 and encodes 364 amino acids.